AUGAUUUAUCCUUCACUUCCUGCGGCGGCGGCGGUUGCGCUGUCCAUCCUGUCGCUUCCUGGUGCAACCGCCACUGCACUCCUCGAAGGAUAUGGCAGAGAUCCCUACCCAGUUCCCUGUGCUCAGGCCUGCCAAUUCGCCGGCCCAACUGCCCUGCAAUGCCCCGAAUUCGAAGGCCUGAGUGCCGAAGAGAUGGCUCUGGCUUUCCCCUCGGGAGCUUGUAUGGCCAACGACACGGCUUAUCUGACGACGGUUGCCUGGUGCAUUCACAGUUACUGCGACAAGAGUAUCGAGACCUACAAGAUUGCCAACUUUUGGGAGACCAAGCUCAUUGCUGAGGAUGGCGUUGUCCUUCGUUAUACAUACGAGGAAGCCUUGGCGCAGAUCGAUCCCAAGAAGCCUCCCCAGCCUCUUGAUCUCGCCGAGACCGUUGUCAACCGGACUAUUGCGACUACGGAGGAUGUAUACAUCGGCUUUCUGAACGCUGUCAAGGCGUACCAGGCCAGUGGGAAGAAUGAAUCCAAGUAUUCGCUUGUGGUAUUCCUCUCGUGUGUCAUCAUCCCGAUUGCCUUUUCCUUUCUUCGCUUCGUCUGGAUCCCCGAACGUCUUCGAAGCAAGUUAUACGCCUACCUCAUCAACCCUCCGGCUUUUGGCAAGAAGCACAGUGCUCCUGUUCUGGGUCUCGGAAUAGUUCCAACGCGAGGCCAGGCUUUGUUCAUCAUGUACAUCAUUGCCAUCAACACCUUGGCCGUAUUCGAAGGGUACCCCAACUUUCAACCCAACGGCUACUUUCCGGAUCGUCGAUACGAGUUGAUGCGUCAGAUCGGUAACCGUGCCGGUGUCAUCGCUUUUGCCAACCUGCCACUUCUCAUUCUCUUCGCUGGAAGAAACAGUUUAUUGCUUUGGUUGACUAAUUGGUCCCACUCGACAUUUCUUCUGCUUCAUCGAUGGAUUGCUAUGAUUUCUAUCAUCCAGGUUGUGGUCCACUCGCUUCUGUGGCUUCAGAUGAUGGUUGAGUCUGACUCUCACGCCGAAGCUGUCACAUACCCUUACUGGUACUGGGGUAUUGUCGGUACCCUCGCCUUCUGUCUCUUUUGGCCAUUCUCUCUCCUUUGCGUGCGAAAGAUCCUCUACGAAAUCUUCCUCAUCGCGCACAUUUGCCUUGCUGUUUUGGCUAUCGUCGCCUCUUGGUAUCACAUUUGGUACUUGUACGAAGACUCGAGCGGUUUCGAGAUCUGGCUGCUGAUCGCGAUUGCUCUUUGGGGAUACGAGAGACUUUUGCGUGUUCUCCGAGUAUCCCACCAUGGCAUCAAGAGAGCUCACAUUACACGCAUCGAAGGCGACCAGUACAUCCGCCUUGAUAUCCCAGAAGUCGACUGCCAUGGCCACUGCUACAUCUACUUCCCAACUCUCACCUGGCGCGUCUGGGAGAACCACCCAUUCUCCGUUGUCAAGUGCAGUGUCGGUCAACUCAGCAACAACAUCAUUGAUUCGAACUCGAGCGCUCGAUCGCAGUCCGAGACUGAGGGUCCAACAGCGAUGGACCCGGACUCUAAAGAGACUGGGAAUGUCACUGCAAAUAGAGAUGUCAUUGCCAUCCGUACUGUUCAUACUCGGCCUGGCAUCACCCUUUUCAUCCGAGCUCAGUCUGGCCUGACCAAGAAAAUUGCAGUCAAGGCCAACACUGAAGGCGGAAUUCCGGUGCUUAUCGAGGGCUCAUAUGGCCAUGGAAGCACCAACGCCUUCACCCCGACCACCGAGUAUCCUAACGUUCUCUGCAUUGCUGGCGGCGUUGGAAUCACUGGUAUCCUUCCCGCUCUCAACAGUUCCUUGUCCAUGUUCGCCCGCCCCCUCGGAACCACCAAACUGUACUGGGGUAUCAAGGACAGAGGCCUGGUAGAUGCCGUAAAGAGCAUGAUUGUGGGCGAUUCUAAGGACGGAGAGAAGGGUGACGAAACCAACUGGGGCCAUGUCGAAUCUCAUGUGACGAUCGGGUCGCGGAUGAACAUCAGGCAGGUACUAUCCGACGAGUUGGAGAACACUCCUGGUGGAACUAUAGUGGUUGUAUGCGGUCCCCAUGCCAUGUGCGACGAGGCUCGAUACGCGUGUGCUGGCUUGGCUCGGCAUGGAGCGAAGGUUCGCUAUGUCGAGGAGUCUUUCUCUUAG
This is a messenger RNA of Fusarium keratoplasticum, 2166 nucleotides long. RefSeq names its product Ferric oxidoreductase domain-containing protein. The record is from RefSeq and is a predicted model, not a curated record. The transcript has 2 exons. Bases 1 to 2166 code for a protein of 721 amino acids. Gene Ontology annotation, molecular function: ferric-chelate reductase activity. Gene Ontology annotation, cellular component: plasma membrane. NCBI's taxonomy places the organism in Eukaryota, Fungi, Ascomycota, Sordariomycetes, Hypocreales, Nectriaceae. Gene Ontology annotation, biological process: copper ion import; intracellular iron ion homeostasis; iron ion transport.